Callorhinchus milii (elephant shark) is the source of this 2283-nucleotide messenger RNA. Its product is annotated as NACHT, LRR and PYD domains-containing protein 3. The record is from RefSeq and is a predicted model, not a curated record. Gene Ontology annotation, cellular component: cytoplasm. NCBI's taxonomy places the organism in Eukaryota, Metazoa, Chordata, Chondrichthyes, Chimaeriformes, Callorhinchidae. Bases 636 to 2177 code for a protein of 513 amino acids. Gene Ontology annotation, molecular function: protein binding. The transcript is spliced from 6 exons.
UGGCUGAAGAAACAUGAUGAGGAGCUCGAAACACUGCAGAUCGGUGGCUUGCUCAGAGAUAAAGGGGGGACAUCAGUGGUCAGUGGGGUGGCGGGAAUCGGGAAGAGCACCAUGGUGAGAAAGAUAGUCCACGACUGGGUCUCAGGGAGUAGAUAUGCCCAGUUUCACUUUGUCUUCUGGUUCACGUUCCAAGACUUGAAUACCAUUGAGGGGAAAAUGAGCUUGAGCACCAUGGUCCACAAUUCCUAUCCUCACUUUGGGAAGAAGCUUGAGGACGUGUGGGAUUCCCCAGAGAGCCUUCUCUUCAUCUUGGAUGGGUUGGAUCAGUUCAAGGUGAAGGUUGAUUUCAGAGACGAAGAGAGAAGCGCAGGCUCUGAGCCUCGUUGCCUUGAUCCUGAGAGAGGCUGUGAGGUGGCUGACAUUGUACGUUGUCUAGUGCGGGGAACGAUGCUGAAAGGCUGCUCGGUGCUGCUCACAAGCCGACCAGAAGCCCUGGAGACUCUGCGUCAGGCACAGCUUGACCUGUGGACAGACAUCUUCUUUGACGAAAACAGUGAGGAUUAUGUGAGGUGCUGUUUCAACGAUGAGAAAUCAGUGGCAUUGAAACGGGCGAAGGAGACUGACAUCUCUACACGAUGGGCUUUGAUCCAUCUGGAGACCGGACGAUCUCCAAAUCACUGGCUCCUGUCUUUACCCCACUGGAGGGCAAUCCCCAGCUCCCACAAACAACCACACAGCUGUUUUCAAAUUUCAUUUGCAAUGUCUUAAAAGAUGGCCGAUGUCUCGGAGGGAAAGAGGCUGCGCGGGAGGCCUUGCUCCAAACUGGGAGGGCAGUGUACGAAGCGGGGUGGAAGCCGUGCACCGUCUUCACUGAGGACCACUGGGACCUCAUCUCAGGGCUUCUGAUGAAGAUCCUUGAGAUGGAUGAGGGGGCAGAGAGCUGUGUGUAUACCCUCCAUCGCCUCGCUUUCCGGGAAUAUUUGGCUGCACUUGGUCAGUACCUGACCUCAGACCCAUCAGAGGUAGCGGCGCUCCUGGAUCAAGCGAGCUCGGACUGUUCAUUCCACCCCUUUAUCCAUUUCCUUAUUGGCCUCAGCGCCCACAUGUCGAGAUGGCUUGAGGACUUGGUAGGUCCACUUUGUCCAGAGACGUCCUCCCAGGUCUCUGCCUGGCUGAGGAAAGAGUUGGAGACAAGGUCCCAUCACCUGGAUGAUGUGAGCAGCAAGAGGGAUCUGAUGGACUUGUUCCACUCUCUGUCUGAGAGUCAGGAUGUGGAGCUGAUGCGGCAAACAAUGAGGUCCAUAGAAGCCCUGAACUUUGGGGACACAUACCCGGAGGAAGCCCUGAGCCUGAGUGUGGUUGAUUGCUUUGUGCUGGCGAGAAUCAUGGAGCCCUGUGACAUCGUGGGAGAGAUGUAUUUCAGUAACUGCUCGGUACAAGCUGAAGGGAUCCAGCGAUUAGUCCCCAUGCUUCACAAGUGCACAACCCUGAAUUUGUGGGGCAAUAACCUGGGAGACUCAGGAGUGAAGCGACUGUCUGCAGCUCUAAGGAACCCAGAGUGUCACAUACAGAAACUGUGUUUAUCAAGUAACGGACUGACAGUUGCGUGUAUUGAGGACCUCGUCUCUGCUCUCAGUGUAAACCAGUCACUGACUGAGCUGUUCCUGGAUUAUAAUAACCUGGGAGACUCAGGAGUGAAGGGACUAGCUGUGGCUCUGAGGAACUCUGAGUGUAAAAUACAGAAUUUGGGGUUGGAAGGUAACAAUCUGACAGCUGACUGUAUCGAGGAUCUCGUCUCUGCUCUCGGUACCAACCUCUCACUGACUGAGCUGAACCUGAACAAAAAUAACCUGGGAGACUUGGGUAUGAAACAACUGUCUGUGGCUUUGAGGAAUCCUGAGUGUAAAAUACAGAAAUUGAACCUCGAUGAUAUUGGUCUGACUGAUGUUUGUAUUGAAGAUCUCAAAUCCGCUCUCAGCUCAAACUGCUCCCUGGCCCACCUGUUACUGGGAAUGAACUCCUUCACAGACGUGUCUGUGCCCCUUCUCAGCGCUCUCUUGCUGAGCUCCACUUAUCUCGAGCGAAUCUGGCUGAGCGAGCAUAAGUUCAGUGCAGAAGGCGUGAAAAAACUGAAGUCACUACGGAAAUCAAGGCAAGGACUGAGGGUUUAUGUGUGAUCACAGAGCGAGAGCAACUCUUAACACUGAACUAUCAUGCAGUUGUCCUUUAUACACUUACAAUAUUUUGAUGAAUUCCUGUCAUUUCAUAUCAUUAAAGCAAUUA